Paraglomus brasilianum is the source of this 1005-nucleotide messenger RNA. The record is from the annotation of a GenBank genome assembly. Lineage: Eukaryota; Fungi; Glomeromycota; Glomeromycetes; Paraglomerales; Paraglomeraceae.
AUGUCGAUAACGAUACUUCCCCACCGCCUCCGAUUACUCUCUAUUCCCAAAGCUUCUCUUCGUCAAUUUACCCAAUCACUCAUUCGUAACAUUAUCUUUCCCCCUGAUGAUCAAUCCAUAUUCUCUAUCACAGAGACAGCAUUUGAAAUCUCUAUUGUCGCAGAUGCGGAAACAAUAGAGAGAGACUUUGUGAGAUUCAGAGAAGGAACCAAUAUUGAGAUUAUGGAUGAUUUGUUUAGGGCCUUGGUGCUUGGUGAUGAGGGUCUGGUAGACAAUUCGGGAAAAAGAAUAAACGAUAUCUCAUAUUUCCUUUCUAGAGUCGGUGUGUCUGUCUUCUAUCUUUCUACUUACCAAGAGGAUAUUGCCUUGGUAAAGGAAAAACGUCUUCCGCUAGUUGUGCAAACCCUCUGCCCGACAUUCACAUUCACCAGUGAGUCGCCUUCAUUCUCAUCAGUACCUUUGACACCCACUGACCGAAACGCACCAAGGGAGAUGUCCUUUGCAGUACCUUGGACAGCUGAACGGCCUUUUGAUUCGCCAGUGAUUAUGGUAGGCGAUAGUUCGCAUAUGCAUUCGGACAACCCCUUUUUUUCUGGAAUGAUAGUUGAAUUUGAAGAUCAGGGAACAAUGGGAAAGCCAAACGAUGAAGAAAUUGCGGCUGAGGGAGUACAUCGAAAGCGUGAGAACAAUUCUCUUGAAGCUACCUCGGAAGGUAUAACCAUCGUCACUGAUGAGGCUGUGCUCGAAGAAUUCCCUGAACACACAUUGAACAUGAGCAGCGUUCCUAUUCUGCUCAAAUGUAUCUAUAUCGACAUAUCUCGCUUUGGACUGGACAAAUACGGUGUUCUGUACUCAAUAUCUAAUCCUUUGAUCUCGAACGGAAUAAACUUACUAUAUUUGAGUACGUUGAAGACUGCAAACGUUCUGGUGCAAGAUUGCGAUCUUGACAAAAGUUUCAGAAUCCUUGCGCAAACCGGUUCGCUCGAAGACAGCAUGCAGUUAUGA